AUGGAGGGGGAUUUCCUCCUUGAUCGCCUGGACGCGUUUUUCAGUGAAGGAGCAAAUACUGAUGUGAUUGGCAACUUUCUCUCGGAGGAGCAGGGCGUCAUGCAGCUGCUCGGCCACUCUACCGAUACAGAGGAGUCGUUGAGACUGUAUGAUUUGUCUAAAAGGUACGCUGCGGUUGUGGAUGCUUUGCUGCACACGUUUGUUGCCCGAGAAACUGAGGCUGGAUGCGCCAUCGACUUAGAGCAAUUGGCUGCUGCAGUAAUGAAGGAAUGGCGGCAAGAACACGAUUAUUGUCGAUACCUUUGUACGGCGUAUGUUGCCGGCGCGUUAGACUUUGCAUCUUUCAAGCAACUGGUAGCUGACGUCAAUGCGAUUACCGCGUACCCCGUCGGGGCUGAGCUUUCAGACGACGGCAGUGGGAGUGAGACAAGCCCAAAGGAAUAA
This is a messenger RNA of Trypanosoma conorhini, 444 nucleotides long. RefSeq lists its product as uncharacterized. The transcript has a single exon. Bases 1 to 444 code for a protein of 147 amino acids. The record is from RefSeq and is a predicted model, not a curated record. Lineage: Eukaryota; Euglenozoa; Kinetoplastea; Trypanosomatida; Trypanosomatidae.